Gongylonema pulchrum is the source of this 303-nucleotide messenger RNA. The record is from the annotation of a GenBank genome assembly. Lineage: Eukaryota; Metazoa; Nematoda; Chromadorea; Rhabditida; Gongylonematidae.
UCUGGACAUGCUUAUGAUUAUACCGAUUCGACAGGGAUUAAUCUUCUUUCUUUUAUCACUUGUACAUUGCACAAGAAUGCCAAGGAUCGCCAUAUGCUGCUGCAGCUGGAAGAGCACAUGAUAAAACUUGUCAAGGAUCCCGAACGCAAUUCGCAAAAAUUUCCGGCGAUGAGUUCGUACAAUCGUAUGCUGGUGCACCGAGUUGCGGCCUUUUUUGGCCUGGAUCACAAUGUGGACCAGAAUGGUACAGCAGUGGUUGUCAAUAAAACAUCACAUACAAGACUAUUCUGGACAUGCUUAUGA